This is a messenger RNA of Ectocarpus siliculosus, 1642 nucleotides long. Lineage: Eukaryota; Phaeophyceae; Ectocarpales; Ectocarpaceae. The record is from the annotation of a GenBank genome assembly.
GCCACCACCAUGGCUGUCCGCUCUCUGGUUAUCGCAGCCGCGCUCAUAACAGCUUAUGGGUGCCGCGAAGUCCUCAGCUUUGUCGGCGUGUCGGUAUUGCCACGAGCGUGCUCGCAGCAGCAGCAGCCGCAGCAGUGCUUGGGAGCAUCAGGCCAUGGACGGUGCGGGUGGGUUGGUGCGGUGCAACCACCACCAGGCAAACGACGACCGACAGCUACUGUGAUGAUGGCCCGGGGGAGUACGUUCCGCUCCACUACUGAGUCGAAGCGGCAAGCUCGCGUAUCUCAGCUUUUAACGGGGGAACUGGCCAAGAUUUUGAGGCUCGGGCAUGGGAUCAAGACGAAGGACAAGAUUGACGACGACGUGCGAUGCAGGAUUGCCGUGGUUGACGUUGACAUGUCGCCCGACCUACGAUCAGCCAAGGUGUUUAUCUCCGUGUACGGCGACGUGCUGGAGAAGAGAGAGGCCUACGCGUGGUGCGUAAAGAACACCAAGGCUAUACGUAUGGCGCUGUGCGCGGAGCUGAAGGGCAUGAAGCGAGUACCGGAGCUGUUCUUCAAGGACACCGACAUCAGUGCUGCGGUGGACCUGAUGGCUUUGAUCGACAGGGUCUCCGGGGAUGAAGACGGCAACGAGGCAGCAUUGCGAGACGACGGUGAAGAAGAAAUUGAAGGGUUUGAGGGUGUAACAGAAGAUGAUUUCUUCACGUUCGACUUCGACGAAGACGGGAACGCUGCAGAUUUUGACGAUGACGACGACGACGACGAGGAUGUCGGAUUCGACCUAGAUGAGGAGGAGAGAGACGGGGAGUUGGUAUGAGGCUACGGAGCUGAGCAUUCUACUCGCCGUGGCUUGGGUUGGGGCUGGUGCCGGGGCUCGGACGGGCUGGUUGGCCGUUGACCUGAGUGUAAAAAGUGAAGGUAUUUACCACGUUGUUGAGCAGCACGUUAUGGCGUGGUCGCGGGUUUCUGAGUUUAUCAAUGCAGUCACACAGUGUGGUAGACGACACGUGCUGCCGGGGGCUCCGUCCACCUGUUUUUCUAUUGAUACGGAUAAUCAGUUCUGUCUACGACACUGUAAACAGCGGUUCGUCCUAUUGGCAUUGAGGUUUAACUUUGCAACAGCUCCUGCUGUAGCGCAGAUCCCAAACAUGUGCCAGAAUAGGGUGCAAGUGUGCGCCCCAACCUGUGCAAUCACCAAGUUCUGAGUGAUUUGGCCAACCUUACGAGCAACUAGGGUCCAAAAGUCUCUCGGUGUGACCAUGCUUAGCAUUCAUGUUGAUGAAGUUGGAAGUAGAAAUAUGUUCGAGUCGGACACUUUUGGGGGUAUCGUGCUGAACCACUGCAGUUGAGAUUGGGUUGAAUCAACGUUUGCAGGCCGACUGCGAAUGCCGAAAGAUCGAUCCCAAGUGUGUGCGGACAAACACAGGGUGUAAGUUGGGAACUGACUGGUGCCCCACAAGUUCUGGACGGUUUGGACAAUCUGCGAGAGAGUAACCCUGUGUUGAUGCAUGCGCCCCGAGAGCUAAAAAAAUGGCCGCGAUCGAUGCGCUUUCAGUUGCUCGGGACACCCAUUUGUCCAGUUCAACCCCAAAAUACCGCAUGAACACGGUUCGCGGACAUCGAGAUUCUUACUGCCUGUG